CAAGAUUUUGGUUUUGGACACGUGACCUGGAACGCUCAGCCAUAAAAGCCUUGAGUUUCGGCCCUGCCAGGUUCACACUGUUAGGUCAGGAUGAGGGGGCUGCUCGCAUUCGCCGCGCUGUUUGUGGCCGUUCUCGGCAAGGACACAUUUAACGGUCAUCAGGUGCUUCGCAUCGUUGCAAAGAAUGAAGCCCAGCUGUCUCUUAUCAAGGAGCUGGAUGACAUGGUCCAGUUCGAGCUGGACUUCUGGAGGGGGGUGACUGAUGUGGCGACUCCCGUGGAUGUCAGAGUUCCCUUCCACAGCCUGCAGUCCAUCAAAAUUCACCUGGAGAGUCUGGACAUCGAGUACUCCAUCAUGAUCCAAGACCUCCAGGCAAUGCUGGAUGAGGAGCAGGAGGAGAUGGAGUCCGCUGCUCGUCUUGCUGAGCCCAGAAACACUGACAGCUUCGACUACUCUAGGUACCACACCAUCAGCGAGAUCUACAGUUUCCAGGACAUGCUGGUGGCUGAGAAUCCCAAACUGGUCAGCAAGGUUGUGAUCGGUCAGAGCUACGAGGGUCGUCCCCUGAAUCUGCUCAAGUUCAGCACUGGUGGAACCAACCGUCCCGCCAUCUGGAUCGACACUGGAAUCCAUUCCAGAGAGUGGGUCACUCAGGCCAGCGGCACCUGGUUCGCCAAGAAGAUUGUGACUGAUUAUGGAACUGACCCCGUUCUCACCGCCAUCCUCAACAAGAUGGACAUCUUCAUUGAGAUUGUGACCAACCCUGAUGGCUUCUACUACACUCACAACUCAAACCGUAUGUGGCGUAAGACCAGGAAGCCCAACUCCGGCUCCAGCUGUGUGGGAGUCGAUCCCAACAGGAACUGGGAUGCUGGUUUUGGAGGAGCUGGUGCCAGCGGCAACCCCUGCUCAGAGACCUUCCGUGGACCCAGGGCUAACUCUGAGUCUGAGGUCAAGUCCAUUGUGGACUUUGUGAAGUCCCAUGGUAACUUCAAGGCCUUCGUCUCCAUCCAUGCCUACUCCCAGAUGCUCCUGUACCCCUACGGCUACACCAGGACUCCAGCCAGGGACCAGACCGAGCUGCACAAUCUGGCUAAGAAGGCCAUCACAGACCUGGCCUCUCUGUACGGUACUAGCUACAGAUUCGGCAGCAUCAUCCGCACCAUCUACCAAGCUAGCGGUGGCACCAUCGACUGGACCUACAACCAGGGCAUCAAGUACUCCUACACCUUCGAGCUGAGGGACACCGGCCGUUACGGCUUCAUCCUGCCAGCCAAUCAGAUCAUCCCAACCGCCAAGGAGACCUGGCUGGCUCUGAUGGCUAUCAUGGACCACACCUUCAAGAACCCCUACUAAUCUGUGUGUGUGUACUUUAACCUGUGGAGAGGUUAAACCAUGAUCAGUAAAAUGUCAUCUACAAGAUUAACAUCACAUCAUCAGCAUACAUCAUGACUCUUGAGACAAAUAAAUAAGCAUUCUUGAAAACUUUGUUCAUGUUUAUGCACAUAACAAAUGUCACAUUUAAGACCUGUCUGCAUUAUUACCACAUCCUUUAAACCUCUUUUUACUCAUACUUGGUGAAACUUAAAAAGCAUAAUUAACCUUAAAUAACAAAAAAAUGUUUGAUCUAAAUUGAUUUCCCUCACUCUUAUCAUGAUCAUGUCACUUUUUGUGCCAAUCUUAUCUUAUGCUUACGGAUAACAAUUUGAGUUUUUGUUGUCUUAUUUACAUUGUUCUGUUUUAACCCAAAUGUGACUGGAUUAAGAGGUUGUUACAUUUUUCAUCCAGUAAACUACUGAAUUAGAUGAGCCUCUCUCUUAAAGGUAGAUAUAAUUAAAAGCCAUUGAACAAAAUAAACCACUUAGUCGCAUUUGUGA
This is a messenger RNA of Anoplopoma fimbria (sablefish), 1877 nucleotides long. Its product is annotated as carboxypeptidase A1-like. Bases 91 to 1356 code for a protein of 421 amino acids. Gene Ontology annotation, biological process: proteolysis. The transcript has 11 exons. Gene Ontology annotation, molecular function: metallocarboxypeptidase activity; zinc ion binding. The record is from RefSeq and is a predicted model, not a curated record. NCBI's taxonomy places the organism in Eukaryota, Metazoa, Chordata, Actinopteri, Perciformes, Anoplopomatidae.